Microbotryum saponariae is the source of this 183-nucleotide messenger RNA. The record is from the annotation of a GenBank genome assembly. Lineage: Eukaryota; Fungi; Basidiomycota; Microbotryomycetes; Microbotryales; Microbotryaceae.
AUGUGCCCACCUUGCCCAAAUUGCCACUCCAACUCGUCCGGUCAACUCGAGCUUCAACUCGACGAUACUUCUAACAUCGACGGCUCUACCUCUCUGACACCGUGUUUGAACGCGACCCGAUACGCCAGUCGAUACAUUUCAAUUCGACCGAUUCGACUCGGACCGCGUGGCGCUAACCGCUGA